Lachancea sp. 'fantastica' is the source of this 798-nucleotide messenger RNA. Lineage: Eukaryota; Fungi; Ascomycota; Saccharomycetes; Saccharomycetales; Saccharomycetaceae. The record is from the annotation of a GenBank genome assembly.
AUGACACGAUUUGUGGGUUGUAUCGAUUUGCAUAAUGGUCAAGUUAAACAGAUAGUUGGUGGUACUUUGAAUGAGGAAAAAGACGAAGAGCUCAAAACCAACUUUGUAUGCGAGCAUAAAUCGUCGUUUUUUGCGGAUUUGUACAAGAAAAAUGGGAUUUCGGGUUGUCAUGUCAUCAAGCUGGGUCCCAAUAAUGACGAGGCAGCUUUGGAAGCGUUGAAAACGGUCCCCAAAUUCUUGCAGGUUGGUGGUGGCAUCAAUUAUGAUAACUGCUUGCAAUGGCUGGAAACUGCAAGCAAAGUUAUUGUUACAAGCUGGCUCUUUGAUUCGGAGGGCCAAAUUGUGGUGCCCAAUCUGCAAAAAAUAUCGAGCCGUUGCGGAAAGGACAGAUUGGUGAUAGACUUGAGCUGCAGGAAAGUUGAGACAUCGGGUGUAAGUCAGUGGGUUGUGGCAAUGAACAAAUGGCAGAAACUCACUAAUGUGGUGCUGAGCAAAGAAACUUUCACAUGGAUGAGCGAGUAUGCAGACGAGUUUUUGAUCCAUGCAGCGGACGUAGAGGGUCUUUGUCGUGGUGUGGACGAGAAUCUAAUCCAAAAACUCUACGAGUGGACCGAAGAUCUGCCGCAUUUGACAAUCGUGUACGCUGGAGGCGCUAAGAGCAUCCACGAUUUGCAGCUUGUAGACAAAUUGAGCCACGGGAAAGUCGACUUGACGUACGGCAGCGCGCUGGACAUUUUCGGAGGCAGCUUGGUAACUUUUGAAGAAUGUUGCAGAUGGAACGAGCAAAACGCCAGAUAA